Molecule: messenger RNA, 556 nt
Organism: Centruroides sculpturatus (bark scorpion)
Lineage: Eukaryota; Metazoa; Arthropoda; Arachnida; Scorpiones; Buthidae
Product: 40S ribosomal protein S11-like
Exons: 4
Coding region: 69-545 (158 amino acids)
Biological process (GO): translation
Cellular component (GO): ribosome; cytosolic small ribosomal subunit
Molecular function (GO): structural constituent of ribosome
Source: RefSeq, a predicted model, not a curated record
GUUUAUAGUGUAAACUUUCAUAGGGUGGUUCCCUCUAACGGUAUCCAUAAUACACAUGCUUAUACAAAAUGGCAGACCAAGGUGAGAGAUCAUUUCAAAAGCAACCCACUAUCUUUUUGAAUAAGAAACAAGUUCUAGUGAAAGGGAAAAAAUCAAAGAAAAUACAAAGAUAUGUUCGAAAUGUUGGACUAGGAUUUAAAACCCCUAAAGAUGCUAUUGAUGGAACUUAUAUCGAUAAGAAGUGCCCUUUUACUGGUAACGUUGCAAUACGAGGAAGAAUACUUCGAGGAGUCGUUAUCAAAAUGAAAAUGGAGAGAACAAUUGUUAUCCGAAGAGAUUAUUUACAUUACAUUAAAAAAUAUAACAGAUUUGAAAAACGUCAUAAAAAUAUGUCUGUUCAUCUCUCUCCUUGUUUCAGAGAUAUUGCUCUGGGAGAUAUUGUAACCGUAGGAGAAUGCCGACCUCUAAGUAAAACUGUGAGAUUCAAUGUUUUGAAAAUAUCAAAAGCUCAAACGGCGGCUAAUAAAAUGUUCCAAAAAUUUUGACCACUGGUGAA